AUGGUGUCGCACGGUCUGUUCCACCGGCGGCUGUGGAACCCUUUCGGCGCUUUCAAGAAGCCCGUCAAGAAGCCGCCGCCUAAAAGCGGCGGCGCGGGCAAGCAGUCGGCCGCCGUGGCGUGCGAGGGCGUGCAGUGCCCGCAAGGCGCGGCGUGUGUCGCGGACAGCAACGGCUUUCCCUUCUGCAAGUGCGACGGGACCCUCGCGCUGAUCAACGGCUCGUGUGUGCCAGCCGUGGACGGGCAGGUGGUGGCAACAAGCGUGCUGCUGUUCGCCGCCGCCAAUUUCUCCCCCGCGCCGCCCGCCGUGCUGCGCGGCGCCAUCCCGAACCGCACAUGCGUGAACCUACCCGCGUCGCACGCGGGCGCCAUCGGGUCGCUGCGCAUCCUGUGGAGCGUGAAGGACGGCAGCAGCGGCGCGAGCCGCGUGGUGUGCGGGAAGGUGUUCUUCUGGGACCAGCCGGAUUGCUGCUGCUCGGGGUCGGGGUGGGAGGUGCCGGGCGGGUGGAAAGCCGCUAGUGCCGCCAAGACCAACUACGCGCCCACCAGCAUUCAAGUGACGGGUGGAGUGGUGGCGGGAGCCAAGUCCAUGUCGUGCCAGGCCUUUGCCGACCCUGCUAGCACCACGGAGCCCGGCACAGGCGUGCCCACCGGCAACACCGGGAGCUCCGGCAGCACUGGAAGCACUGGUAGCACGGGCGGCAGCACGGGCGGCAGCGGGGCGUGUAAGGAGACGGUGUGUCCGGCCAACUCCGUGUGUGUGGCCCAGGUCUCUGGCGCGACAUGUAACUGCGUGGCUGGCUACGCCAAGGUCAACGGGCAGUGCCAGGCGAUGGACAUCUGCUCAAUCGUCUCCUGCCCAGCCAACUGCACCUGCUCCUCUUCCGCUGGCAUUGCCAAGUGCUCCUGCCCAGACCGAUGCUACGGUGUCAAGUGUCCGGACGUGUCCACGUGUGUGGUGCAGAGCGGUACGCCGGUGUGCAAGUGCCCCGCGCCCUACACGCGGCUCAUCGACGGAAAGUGCUCCUCUGCUGCCCUUCCCAACUCCGACUACCUCGAUGUUCACAACAACGCCCGCGCUGCUGUGGGGGCCGUGCCUCUCGUGUGGGACGACACAUUGGCUUCGCACGCGCUGGCGUGGGCGACAGCGCUGACCAACAGCACGUACAACUGCGGGCUGUCGCACGGCGGCAACAGCGGCGAGGGGCAGAACCUCUCGGGCGCCAGCCCCUCCGGCUGGGCCUCGAAUGCAGCGGCGGCCAGCUGGUGGGUGAACGAGGGGCAGUGGUACACGGCUGCUGUGUUCCCCGACGGCUGUGAGGGCGGCAACUGGUGCAAGUGCGGGCACUACACGCAGGUGGUGUGGAACAACUCGCGGAAGCUGGGCUGUGCCAAGGCGUCGUGCGGCACGAGUGGGGACGUGUGGGCGUGCCACUACUACCCGCCCGGGAACUACGGCGGCCAGCGGCCCUACGUGCAAGACCCGUGCUUCAGGGUGCAGUGUCCGUCCACCGCCACGUGCUCAGCAGUGGACGGCAAGCCCGUGUGCGCCUGUGCUGCCGGCCAGGUGCUCGUCAACAACGCCCAGUGCCAGCCAGACCCAUGCAAGGGAGUGAGCUGCCCAGCGGGUGAUCUGGUGUGUGACGGCAGCACCGGCACAGCGCAGUGUGUGUGCCCCAAGGGGCUGCUGCUCACCGCCCCCAACACCUGCCUGGCGCCAUCAUGUGUGGGGGUGGAGUGCCCCUCAACGGCCCGCUGCAGAGCCACCAGCGGCGGCAUCCCCUUCUGUGCCUGCCCCACCUCCUACUCCCUCGUCAACGGCACCUGCACUCAAGCUGCCCCCGCCACAGUGGCAUCAAGCGUUGUUCUCUACAACGGGCCUUCCUUCACCAACUCGCCCGCCUCCCUCGCUCCCACCGUGCUGCGAGCCGCCACGCCCGGCGCCUCGGGAGCAGCGGGCUGCGUCAACAUCCCUUCAUCCCUGGCAGGGGCGGUGGGGUCGCUGCAGAUCCUCUGGGACGUGCCGGACGGGGCGGCGGGGGUGCGGCAGGUGUGCAAGCUGAUGUGGUUCUGGAACGGGGCCAACUGCUAUGGCCACGCCACCGGGUGGGGGCGUCCCGGCAACAACGUCACAACUGCUGCGUGA
Molecule: messenger RNA, 2145 nt
Organism: Closterium sp. NIES-65
Lineage: Eukaryota; Viridiplantae; Streptophyta; Zygnematophyceae; Desmidiales; Closteriaceae
Source: the annotation of a GenBank genome assembly